AUGACGCUGCGAGAGGAGCUGCAGAGACGUCAGUUUUGGCGCGCCUUGCUGGCGGAGAUCCUCGGUUCCGUGAUCUUUGUGUCGGCGGUGUUGGGCUCCUCUGUGCCAGGCCCUGGGGAUACAGUCAAGGGGCCUCUGUACCCUGCCCUGGCUGCGGGCAUGGUGGCCGUGGCCCUUGGUCAUUGUUUUGGGGACAUUAGUGGCGCACAGGUGAACCCAGCUGUCACGUUAGCCUUCCUGGCGACUCGUCGGCUGGACGUUCUGAGGGCUGCUGUGUAUAUCCUGGCCCAGUGCCUUGGAGCCACGUUGGGUGCUGGAAUUCUCUACCUGGCCCUGCCAACGAAAUCUGCUGCAGAGUGUUAUGUCAACAAGGUGUCCUCUGAUGGCAAUGCAGGCCAAGCCCUGGGAAUGGAGGCGCUGGCCACAUUCCAACUGGUGUUCACCAUCUUCUCUGUGGAGGACCAGCGGCGCCGGGAGGGGACUGAGCCGGGGAAUCUCGCCAUCGGGUUCUCCCUGAGCGCUGGAGUGCUGACCGCGGGUCAUUUCUCUGGGGGUAGCAUGAACCCAGCCCGGUCACUGGGUCCGGCGAUCAUCACCGGCAUAUGGGAGCACCACUGGGUGUACUGGAUCGGCCCCGUGCUGGGAGCGAUCCUUGCCGGGGUGUCCCACGAGUUCUUUUUCGCGGCCAGUGCCUCGCGCCAGAAGCUGGUGGCCUGCCUCACCUGCAAGGACAUCGAGAUCGUGGAGACGGCCAGCGUGUCCCGCUCCUCGCUGUCCACGGUCACACAGACCGCCAUGAGGGCCAAGCAAGCCAACAAACACGACCACAACUGA
Messenger RNA from Megalops cyprinoides (Indo-Pacific tarpon), 834 nucleotides. Its product is annotated as aquaporin-4. Gene Ontology annotation, cellular component: plasma membrane. Gene Ontology annotation, molecular function: water channel activity. The record is from RefSeq and is a predicted model, not a curated record. The coding region runs from base 1 to 834 and encodes 277 amino acids. Gene Ontology annotation, biological process: transmembrane transport. NCBI's taxonomy places the organism in Eukaryota, Metazoa, Chordata, Actinopteri, Elopiformes, Megalopidae. The transcript has 6 exons.